GAGGAGCCACAUUCACCUCACAGCUCAGAGCUUCUGUUGAUCUCAACAGGCUGCAGAGGACGAGUCAAACAUGAUGUACGGACUGUGUUUAAGGGUGUCUUGGAUCUGUCUGCUGCUGUUCAGCAGUGGUGCUUGUUUUCCUGCAACAAAAGGAGACUACAGGUAUCCCUACACCUGGAGCUCUGGUGGUGGUUCAGCUCCUGGAUCGAACCUUCAGUCCGGAGGCUCACGCCCUCCUCUGGUGAACCUGCAGUAUGAACCAUCUGUUAGUUAUCAGCAGCCUCAGGCAGCCCCCCAGCAGGCCAGCUCCUCCACUGGAAACCGGUCCCCAUCCAGUGUGGGAGCUCCCAGUGCAUCUGCAGCCUCUUCACCAAGUUAUGGGAAGAAGACUCCCAGCUUCUCUGUGCAGCCUCAGUCUGCUGCUGGCACCAGUGGAAACGUCAACAUGGGCUCAGGUGGGGCGGCAUCUGGUCCAGUGUACGGGGCUGCUCCAGCAUACCCUGCUGCUGGGUACAUGGACUUUGGUGACGGACCUGUUCCUUACAUCGGUGCUCCUGCAGCCUCCAGCUCUGCCGGCUCUUAUGCUUACGGUGCUCCUGCAGCCUCCAGCUCUGCCGGCUCUUAUGCUUACGGUGCUCCUGCAGCCUCCAGCUCUGCCGGCUCUUAUGCUUAUGGUGCUCCUGUAGCCUACAACUCAGGUGGUGGUGGUGACUCUUCUCCUGGCCUUCCUUGGUCCAUGCAGCCUGCAGGGGGAGCCGACUCCUCAUUCUCCGACCCCAGCAACUGGAUGCCAUCUCGUGAUUUCCCAGACUUGAGUGUCUGGGACUCCAGUGCCGAGAUGCCGCAGAGCAUGAGUGAGACUUCCCCUCUGCCCCCUCUACCGCCUUCAUCCUACAUCAUCCAGUCCAGAAAUGGCUACCAGCGAGCACAAGAGUUCCUUUCCCACACUAAAUACUCCCCAGAGUACCCUGAACCACCAGUCUUUGCUGCUGAGACUGAAGCACCAGGCAUGUCUCCACCAGAGGCUGGGCCCAAAGGAGGAAAGAAGGUUUAAGAGGUAACUUGGCAAAACUUCAGCCUUCCAGAACUGUUUGAAAAAUAAAAAUUUAACAUGAAAC
Molecule: messenger RNA, 1118 nt
Organism: Epinephelus fuscoguttatus (brown-marbled grouper)
Lineage: Eukaryota; Metazoa; Chordata; Actinopteri; Perciformes; Serranidae
Exons: 4
Coding region: 71-1054 (327 amino acids)
Source: RefSeq, a predicted model, not a curated record